UCCGUUUCUGAAAUUCAGAGCGGUAAAACCCAAUUCUGAGCGCUAAAACCAAUUUUUUCGUUCCCUUUCUGAAAUUCAUAGCGCAAAGUGAAAGUGAAUUUCAUCUCCCAAACCCUAACCCUUUCUCCCUUCUCUUUCUUCUCUCAAACCCUAAUCCUUUUUUCCUUUCUCCUUCUUCUCAAACCCUUCAACUUGCGUACAUAGAGUUAAGCUUUUAGGGUUUAUCAAGAGUUUCACGAAAUUCACCUCAAUCAAAGGGUUUCAAGGAUUCAUCGUAAUCAAAGGUUUGAAGUAUUUGUUAUGCAUGCUUAGUUCAGAAUGUUGAUUACAGGACAAACUCUUGGACCUGACAAGUGUAACACGUCUCUUUCCCAUCACUAAGUACCUUGGUUUUCUUGCCACUAGUAUCACAUGAAUUAUGGAUAAACCAUCUAGCUCUUCACCAAAAAAAAAGAAGACUAGAGGUGUCACAGCAUUGCUACGUUUCAUUGCCAAACUUCCUGAUGGUGAAAAAUACCAAAUUGAUUUUGAUCCUGAUACCUUCCAACCCAUUGGUCAGUAUGCUGCAAAGUUUAAAAGUUAUUUGUCAUUCAUUGCACGUAGCAAGGUUAGUAUAAAUGAAAAGCAAUGGAAAAAGAUAAGCGAUAAGUUGAAGGACGUGAUAUGGGACGAUAUCACGUGUAAGUUCACUUGCCCCACUGAUAAAGAAUUUAGGAAGCAUUGGUUUGUUUAUAUGGGGGAACGAUUGAAGCAAUUUAAGACAUUGCUCUCAAAUGUCUAUAUAUUUGGGAAAGGAGAUAAGCAUGGAAAUACAACUCCAUUUGAAAAGUAUAAAUUUAUCAAAGAAGAAGAUUGGGAUUUGUUUGUCCAGACUCGACAAAAAGAAGAUUUUCAAGAGAAAAGGCUAAAAGGAAAGACACAUGCAUCAAAGAAUAUCCACCCUCAUAUUUUGUCUCGUGGUGGUUAUGAAAAACUUAGGGCCACCGUAAUGGAAGAGAGGAGGAAAAAAGUGAUUGAAGAGGCCAAAGGUGAUGAAAGUUUGAAAGGUGAUGAAAGUGAUUGAAAGGUGAUGAAAGUGAUUGAAGAGGCUCAAAUCCAACAAGGAAUGAAACUCCUACAACAGAUGCAAUUGGAGCUCCGCUCCGAGAGGCCUAAAGAGAUGUUUAUAAAAGAGCAUGUAGAAUCUGUGGGUACGAGCACUAACGGAAGUUGCUCAAAGGUUAUGACUACUGAAGAUUUAACUAAAAAAAUGGAUGCUUCUGAAGAUUACCUCAAAAAGAUUAACAAUCUCAAGGAAAAAAGUUUGUGAUGUUGUUGUUUUUGGUGGCUUUAAUGUAACUAGGAGUUUAUAUGCAGGGGCAUCAACAAGAUAACGGAUGGGCAUGUGGAUAUUAUGUCAUGAAAAAUAUGUUUGACAUUAUUGAUGCUUGUAUUGUUGAAAGAUUCAAUGAGAUAUUCACAGACACCUCAUCAUAUGAAAAAGAGUCAAUUGAUCACAUCCGACAACUUUGGGCUCAAUUCUUUUUGCAAAAGGUUGAAGAGCAAGAGAACCAGGAAAAGAAAGAUUUAAUGACAAAACAGAAGCGAU
Messenger RNA from Lathyrus oleraceus (garden pea), 1588 nucleotides. RefSeq lists its product as uncharacterized. The transcript has 7 exons. Lineage: Eukaryota; Viridiplantae; Streptophyta; Magnoliopsida; Fabales; Fabaceae. Bases 419 to 1063 code for a protein of 214 amino acids. The record is from RefSeq and is a predicted model, not a curated record.